AUGAAGAUAUCGAGACUUAUACUGGUAACAGUACUUUCGUCUGCAGUUGUUAACGCUGCUGACUAUGAGAACAAUGUGCACUUGAAGCGGUUUCUUGGAUUUGGAGAAGAUACCACGACAUCAGCAGCAGCUGCAGCAGUAGUAGCAGACUCAUCUAGUACAGUAGCUCCGACUGCUACCACCCUUUUAGCUGCUUCUAAAAGUGGUAGUGCUGAAGUGACUGGGAUUCUUGGAGGAGCAGCAGCCGAAGGACUGGCAAACUUAAUUGUCGAUGCUCCUUUAGCUGCUGCUGCUGCAGUAAGCUCAACUUCAAGCGCUGCGAUUACCACCCCUAGCACGACAUCCACUGCCAUCCCCACAACCACCACAAGCUCAAGCACUUCAAGCUCAAGCACUUCAAGCUCAAGCACUUCAAGUUCGAGCUCAAGUACUUCAAGUUCGAGCUCAAGUGCUUCAAGUACAAUCUUAACUACAUCAUCAAGCACAUCUCCAACAGGAGUAUCUAGCACCUCAUCCCCUACAAGCGCAUCUUCAACAAAAGCUUCUUCCUCCUCGUCCGUCAGUUCUGUUGCUUCAUCUUCAGACGACGACGACGACGAUGAUUGUCCAGAAACAGACGAGACUUCUGCCACUACCACUCCUGUUUUAACAACACCAAUUUUGACAACACCUGUCUUAACUACUCCUGUUGCGACAACACCUGUUAUAACUACUCCUGGUGUGAGUGCAUCUUCUGGCAGCGCUGGGCUGGGAAGUGGUUCGGCUACUGUUACUAGUGCAACAGGUUCCGCUAGUACCACGAUCGCUUCUUCGGCCGUAGUUGGAUCUUCUACUAGUGAUGAUGAUGAUGAUGAUGAUGAUUGUGAAACUGAGACAGAUGUUCCUACCACUGUCGGUACAGGUACAGGUGCAGUGAUUACCACUCCUGUAGUUACAAACUCAGCUGGUACUACUUCUGCCCCUACUAUAGUGGAAGUAGCAACAUCGUUUACCAAUGGUUCCGCUAUUGUUACUACUCCGACAGUGACAACAUCAGGGGGUACAGCUAUUUCGACUGCUUCAGAUGAUGAUGAGGAUUGCGAUUCUGAAACUGAAACGACGACUGGUGGAGAAGCUGUUACUACUGGAGGAUCUGGUGGAGGUACUGUUACUACGAAAACUAGUGGCUCAGGAUCUACUCAAACUGAUGUUUCAGAAGAUGAUGAUGAAGACUGUGAAACUGAGACCGCAACUCCAGUAGUUACUAAGAUUACAACUACUCAAGAAGGUGGUACUGUUGUGACUACUGUCAAGACAACUUAUACAGCUGUUGCAACAGGAUCCAGCGGAUCUAGCUCUGGAUCUAGCUCUGGAUCUAGCUCCGGAUCAUCCGGUGAAGAAGAAGAAGAUUGUGACGAUGAAUCGUCUUCAGGAUCCUCUUCAGGAUCCUCUUCAGGAUCCUCUUCAGGAUCUUCAUCUGGUUCAUCGUCUGGUUCAUCUUCUGGAUCGUCUUCUGGUUCAUCAUCUGGAUCGUCUUCUGGUUCAUCUAGCGGUGUUUCUUCAGGCUCAUCCUCAGGCUCAUCUUCCACUGGAGACGAUGAUACCUGUAUUCCUUGUGAAGAAGGGGAAGAUGACGACGAUGACGAAGAUGAUGACGAUGAUGAUGACGAAGAUACUUGUACUGUAUGCGAAGAAGAUGAUGAUGACGAUGACGAAGAUGAUGAUGAUGAUGAUGAAGACGACAAUUGUGUUGUCUGCGAUGCUGAAGAUGACGAUGAUGAAGAUGACGAUGAUGACGAUGAUGACGAGGACUGUGUUGUUUGCACUGCAGACACACAAAACGAUGAAACAGUUCCUAGUGUAACCACUUCAUCUGUUACUCCUGCCGCUACUGCCACUGGUACGGUUGUUCAACAAGCUAAUUCUGGAGCUAAAAGAACCAUCUCAACAGGAGUGAUCUUGUUCGCAUCUUUCAUUGCAGUAUUAUUCAUUUGA
Dujonia railenensis is the source of this 1974-nucleotide messenger RNA. NCBI's taxonomy places the organism in Eukaryota, Fungi, Ascomycota, Pichiomycetes, Serinales, Debaryomycetaceae. The record is from the annotation of a GenBank genome assembly.